Molecule: messenger RNA, 3243 nt
Organism: Scleropages formosus (Asian bonytongue)
Lineage: Eukaryota; Metazoa; Chordata; Actinopteri; Osteoglossiformes; Osteoglossidae
Product: E3 ubiquitin-protein ligase RNF13-like
Exons: 10
Coding region: 832-1974 (380 amino acids)
Source: RefSeq, a predicted model, not a curated record
CUUCGGUUAUCUUCCUCGAUGAAUGGCGCUCCUCAUUUAAUCGCUUACCGGAUUUCGGUUUGUUUUAAACCACGGGUGGAGGUUGUGGUCCUGGAGGCUGUUGAAAUGUGUUUCGAUGAACCCUUGAUUUAGCCCUGGAAGGUCAGCUCUGGUGAUGGUGGUGUGUAGUGAUCGCUUCAUUGACAUUUAUUCUGCUCACGUUGAACAAGGUGCAUUUCCACAACAGGCAGAGUUUUAUAUGCAGACACGUGACUCUUGAGUUAGUCAGUUUGUCACACACCACUGUUUUGCUGGUGCACAUUGCACCGUAUCUGAGUAUUCAACUGAUAGGAAGAACGAAGGUGAUUGACAGAUGGUGUGAUUCAAAUUUAUGAAGCUUGUAGAAGAUCAGGGAGCAGUGGGUCUGUAACAGAUGUAUUUUGUGAUCCUUCUUGAUUCCUGGAAGGAUUCAGCAGUUCCGAGGGACAGAGGGAGUUCAUUCCUCCAUACCAGGGGCAAAAAUGAAGAACCAACAAUCUGUUAAUUGUGCGUCUUUUGAAAGUAGGACUGCCAAGAGGUGGAGGAUUGCAGUGUUGAGUAGGAAGUGAUCAUGUUCUGUAGGUAUUGGGGUGCAGUUCCUUGUGGAAAGAGGUAACCAGGGUCUCGGACGUGGUGCAGGCAGCUACAGGAAGCCAGCAGAGGGAGACGAGGAGGGGAUACGUGGGAACACUUUGGUUGGUCAAGUGCAACUCAUGCCGCGGAACUCUUGAUCAGCUCGGUCAAGCUUGUUCACGAAGGCUAGAACACCAGGCUGGAGGGAGCUGCAGUCGCCCAGGCGCCGUUUGCAGAACCAUGCUCCUCUCCCUUGGGAUGCUGAUGCUGUCCGCCACGCAGAUCUACACAGUCUUCACCGUGCAGCUCUUCGCCUUCCUCCACCUGCUGCCGGUGGAGGCCGACAUCUCCGUGUACUCCUUUGACAAUAAAACGGAGAACUUUGAGGACCUGCCAGCACGGUUCGGCUACAAGCUGCCCAGCGAGGGACUGAAGGGCUUCCUGAUCGGGGCAAAGCCCGAGAAUGCAUGCGAGCCCAUCGAUCCACCCCCCUCAAGCAGCAACCUGAGCGGCGCCUUCAUCGUACUCAUCAGACGCUUCGACUGCAACUUUGACAUCAAGGUUCUUAAUGCCCAGAAGGCUGGAUACAAGGCUGCCAUUGUUCACAAUGUGGACUCUGAUGACUUAAUUAGCAUGGGAUCCGAUGACCUGUACGUUUUGAAGCAGAUAGACAUUCCAUCAGUGUUUGUUGGUGAGGAUACUGCCAACUCCCUCAAGCAAGACUACAUGUAUGAAAAAGGGGGUCACAUUAUCCUCAUGCCGGACUUCACCCUACCUUUGGAGUACUACCUCAUCCCCUUCCUCAUUAUCGUCGGGAUCUGCCUCAUCCUCAUCAUUGUGUUCAUGAUCACCAAGUUCAUUCAGGACCGACACAGAGCCAGAAGGAGCCGCCUUCGUAAAGACCAACUGAAGAAGCUCCCCGUUCACAAAUACAAGAAAGGGGACGCGUAUGACAUGUGCGCCAUUUGUCUGGAUGAGUAUGAAGAGGGAGACAAGCUCCGGGUUCUGCCCUGCGCUCACGCUUACCACUGCAAGUGUGUGGACCCGUGGCUCACAAAGACCAAGAAGACAUGCCCAGUGUGCAAACAGAAAGUGGUGCCCUCCCAGGACGACUCGGACUCGGAGUCGGACGAGGCGGACAGCGGCCGUGAGGAAAACGAGGAGGCGUCGGAGAACACGCCGCUUCUGCGCUCCCUGGCCUCGGCUGGCGGCCGCUCGUUCGGCACCACUUUGGACUCUCCGUCGCACCUCGGCCAGGACCUGGAUUCGUUCGAGUACGACGAGGACGAAAUGGACGGCGUCGCCGGUGAGGACGCAACUGCGGAGGCGGUCGUGGUGCAGCUGCAGCGCUCCCACCCUGAGCACGAGGACCCCACCGCUUGAGAGAACGAACCCGUCGAUUCUCCUCCGUGUCAGAUCGCAGCUGCUGUAUUUUAUUCUCCCGCUGUGUCACGAUUUACUGUCCUCGUACGACCUACCCGGGUUAUCGAGUGGAAGCCCACACUUUUUGCAGUAGACACCUGAGGGAAAUUCCCCCAUUUUGAGGUAUGUUGCAUAAUAUAACCAAAGUUAAUGUCGGGACUAGGAGUGUUUUCGUUACGUAGCUCCAGAGAAUACAGCGUUUGGCUCUUUGAGGCAUCGAUUCCUACAGAUGCAUUUUGCUGGAAUAACGAUAAUAUCUGUGAACGGAGGGCUGUGGAGCACUCUGUUUAUAACAGGCAACAAAAUGUACAUAAGAUGUAUAGACUUCUGAAUAUUUUCACAAGAGCAAAUGAUGUUGGUGGCCUGCAUAUGUGUAUGACUGCGCAUCAGAAGGUGGGGAAGUUCCAGAUGCUGUAAUCCAGUCCUCUGCGUAACACUUCUUCACUGAUGUACUACGCAGCGAUUCCUUAUAUCAUAGGUGUAACUUGCGAGUUUCCGAGACGCGUCAACGUGUCUUUUGCGAGCUGUUGGAAUGCCGCUCAGUGUGCCCCCGAGUGUGUUGCAUCCGUUCGUCCAAACGCACCGCUCGUUCGCUCAGACAGACAAGGAGCGGCCAAAGUGGCGUUGGAAACUCGGCCGAAGUGCGGAGAACCGUUAUGUGGAUUUCUCUCUGCAACGCUUUGGCUUGUGGGUUUUCAAAAGUAGUUUGAUUCUGUGUGCUGAUUGGCUGAUGAGCCUCUCGUUGACACAACCUUGGUAACAGAACAUGACAGAAUUACAUUUGCUCCCUUUCCCUUCCUUACAUAGGUCAGAACAUUUGUGUACUAUGUUUACUUUUUAAAGAAAAUUGUCUUAUUGUCUUUUUUUUUAAUACCUUAUGCAUGUGUAUUGUUUGGCCUACCCAACUUAUUAAUUUAGCAUUUUCAAACUUUAGCUCUUUCCAGAGAGCCCUAAUGACGACAUUCCUCCUGUAUAAUUUGUGAUCACUGUGCUGUGAAUUAGACUCACAAAGUGUCAUUUAAUGAACCUUCUACUUUAUUGCAUUUUGUAAUGCAAUAAAAGCAAUUGUGCUGCUGGAGCUGGUCACAUUCUGCAUUUUGCCAUAGUUUCUAGAGUUUUACUUCUGGUGCAAUUUAUGGAUAAAUGUGUUUUAAAAGCAGCAUUAAUGCGUAACAUAGUUAACACUUUUUGUUGGUAGCUACACUUGCAUGAAAGUCUUUCUUUUUUUUU